Molecule: messenger RNA, 2396 nt
Organism: Daphnia magna
Lineage: Eukaryota; Metazoa; Arthropoda; Branchiopoda; Diplostraca; Daphniidae
Gene: GPHR
Product: Golgi pH regulator
Exons: 10
Coding region: 859-2259 (466 amino acids)
Biological process (GO): intracellular pH reduction
Cellular component (GO): Golgi cisterna membrane
Molecular function (GO): voltage-gated monoatomic anion channel activity
Source: RefSeq, a predicted model, not a curated record
CAUGAUCAAUGACAGUCCCGUUUUUGGUCAGUUUUCAGCGAGAAGCGGUACACAUCUGGUUUUCAGUUUAUGGUACCCAUUUUCUGAACACGCAGUACAUUCAUAAGAAUGGAAACAAAGAGGAAAAGGGAUUUGCGUUCAUUCGCACUAUAUGCAACUGUGCGUUAACUAGAAAAAUAGUCUUAUAUAUAUAUACUUUUAAAACAAAUGACGAAGCCAACUGUCUGUCAAACGAUUUAACCAAUUUUUCGAAUGAACUCCGUGUUUUGGAUUUGCUACUAAACAGUUCACGACGAAAGAACGGUUAUUUUUAAAGCCAUCUAAUUUACUUUUACUGGUUGAUGUGGUUUAUUUAAAAGAUAUUUAAUGAACUCAAAAAUUGUCCAUGCAUUUCAUUUUCACUUCAAAUACCGAUUAUCUCGCCGACAGAAAGAUCCAUUUGGACAAUGAUAUAAAGAAUUUUUUUUUUCUAAAUUAAAAAGCUCUAAAACAUUACUGUCUUUCACUGCAUGCGCAUGAGGGUUCCAUAAGCCAAUCUUGUUGGAAUGUUACAUAGUCUGAGUCUAACGAAAAGGUUUCGAUAAUGACCUGAUAUUGACAUUGUUUGAUUGAGCGAUGACUGGUGCACCUCAAAAGAAAUCUUGGUCUCGUAAAUAAAUCCCAACUACUAAAUUCUGCUAUCAGAAACUAAUAAUAUAAAUAUAUACUAUUGAUUUAACUAAUGAUUAACCGUACUCUUUUUUGGUAACAAACUAACAACCGCCAACACAAGUUCCAUGAAAUGUUUUUGAAAAUGUCGUCUGCAGGGAAAAAAGAAAAAAAUAAUUAUUGUCAACAAGAGCUAAAUCUUCAUAAACAAUGAACGUUGUGGAAGAUACCAUCGCGAUUACUCUUUCAGUGAUAAUUUUUUUUGCCGGUGGAUGGGUGUUCUUUAUGAAGCAGCUUUUCAGAGAUUAUGAAGUUCACCAUCAUACAGUUCAACUGAUAUUUUCAGUAACAUUUGCUCUCUCUUGCAUUAUGUUUGAACUUAUUAUUUUUGAAAUUCUCGGGAUUUUAGAUGCCAGCUAUCGUUUUAUUUGCUGGAAUGUAGUGCUGUACACAAUGUUGGUGUUUGUGAUUGUAAUCAUACCAUUUUACAUAGGAUACUUUGUUCUAUCAAAUAUUCGGUUUGUCAAAAAAGGUCUUGUAAAAAUGUUGUCACUGAUUGUUUGGAUUAUCUACCUUUACCUAUUUUGGAAAGUUGGUGAUCCUUUCCCAGUGAUAAGCAGCUCAAAAAGAAGCCUUCGUUUGCUAUCUAUGGAACAAGGAAUCUCUCGCAUAGGUAUAAUUGGAGUUACAGUGAUGGCCCUUCUUUCUGGGUUUGGUGCAGUAAACUAUCCAUACACUUCCAUGGCAGUGUUCAUGAGACCAGUUACCCAUACUGACAUUCAAAUAGUGGAGAGGAAACUGAUGCAAACUAUGGACAUGAUCGUUGUGAAGAAAAAACGAAUCGCUCUCAUGGAAAGGGACUCCCGAAGUCAAAAGAACAGGAAUACUAAGGACGCUAGCACUUCAGGAGUAUGGUCUAUGUUAAAAAGCGUAGCUUCUGUUGGAGUCGGUAGCUCUGAGAACUUAUCAACUCUGAAGUGUGAAGUAUCAGCUCUUGAAGAGCUUAGUCGCCAACUUUUUGUAGAAGCAGUCGAUCUCCACACAAUGGAAGACAGGCUUGAAUGGUCUACCACUUGGCAAGGAAAAUACUUUAACUUCCUUGGUUAUUUUUUUUCCAUAUAUUGUAUGUGGAAGAUUUUCAUCAGUACCAUUAACAUCGUAUUUGAUCGAGUUGGGCGAGUGGAUCCAGUGACACGGGGACUUGAAAUAGCUAUACAUUGGGUUGGAUUGUCAAUCGACUUCAACUUUUGGUCUCAACACGUUUCGUUUUUGUUGGUUGGUUGUAUCGUCGUUACCUCAAUUAGGGGAUUACUUUUAACUCUGACAAAGUUUUUCUACGCAAUCUCAAGCAGCAAAUCAUCCAACGUCAUAGUUUUACUUCUGGCCCAAAUUAUGGGAAUGUACUUCGUAUCCUCGGUCUUACUCAUGCGCAUGAACAUGCCUGCCGAGUAUCGUACCAUCAUCACUCAAGUGCUUGGAGAUCUGCAAUUUUCAUUUUAUCACAGAUGGUUUGACGUAAUCUUCCUCGUCAGUGCGUUGUCAUCCAUUGCUUUUCUCUAUCUCGCUCACAAACAAGCGCCAUCAACGGACAGUAAACUGAAUAACUAUUGAUGCGAAAUUUUAGAUUUUGUCAUUUUUCAAAUAAGUUAUGCGGUAUUUUUUCAAAAUUGGUUCUCGUAUUGCUGGAUGUUUAUCUUGUUUGUCGUCAGUUGAGUGUGCACGUAAUAUAAAUAUUUGUGAAUAUUGAA